Molecule: messenger RNA, 11895 nt
Organism: Pseudopodoces humilis (Tibetan ground-tit)
Lineage: Eukaryota; Metazoa; Chordata; Aves; Passeriformes; Paridae
Source: RefSeq, a predicted model, not a curated record
CAUGGCGGCGGCCGAGCGGCCCGACGGGGAGGUGGAGGAGGCAGGGCACGUAUUCCUCCUGAUGAAGAAGGACUAUCGCAUCUCCCGCAACGUGCGGCUCGCCUGGGUCCUCAGUCGCCUGCACCAGGUCAUCCGGGCCGUGCCUGAGCCCGAGCUGGUAAAAUCAGAAAAUGAGCUUGAUGUUCUCAGCAUCCUGCCUAAUGGGUGGCAGCCAGACGACCCGGUCCAGCCCAGGCCCUACCUCCUUGUCCCCUCUACACGGGUCACCUUCCUGGCCCGUCAGUACCGAUUUGUGAUUGAGCUUGAUCUAAGCCCUUCCACAGGGAUUGUGGAUGACUCAACGGGGGAGAUAAUUUUUGAUGAAGUGUUUCAUGCCCUUUCCCGAUGCUUGGUGGGAUUGUUAAGACCCUUUCGUAUCCCUGGUUCAGACAUUAUCUACCAGCCAGAAAUCUUUGUCACCAUCCAGGUGUAUUCCUCCAUCAUUGGCCUGCAGUCCCACCAGGUACUCUUCCAGGGCUGUCAGCUGGAUGAGACAAAACGGGAGGCCUUUCUGCAACAAGUUUACACACAGCUCUGUGCCUUUGAAAACAAAGUGGCAGAGAUGCUUCAGCAACAGUAUGAACCCAAACCACAGGUGGAUUUAUCCCCCCUAAGCCAAGAGAGCCCUGGUGACAUGCAGGAAUCAUCUGGGAGGAAGCCCAGUGUGUCUGUGGUCACUGCUGACGUUGGUCUGGUCAGCAUGGUCCGGCAAGGGAUCCUGGCCCUGCAGCUGCUGCCCUCCAACUCCAGCGCAGGUAUUAUAAUAAUUACGGAUGGUGUGACCAGUGUCCCCGACGUGGCUGUGUGUGAGACUUUACUCAACCAGCUGCGCAGUGGCACUGUGGCCUGCUCCUUUGUGCAGGUGGGCGGUGUCUACUCCUAUGAUUGCAGCUUUGGCCACGUUCCCAAUGUGGAACUGAUGAAAUUCAUUGCCAUGGCCACUUUUGGUGCUUACCUCUCUACGUGCCCUGAGCUGGAUCCCCUGAGCCUGGAUCUGAAUGUGUAUCACAAGGCAUUUCUACUGUACUCCUUUCUGCGUACUGGGGAGUCCCUGAAUCCAGAAUAUUACUGUGUGUCCCAGCACAGGCUGUUCAACGAGCACCUGGUGUCUGCAAGCAGCAACCCUGCGCUGGCGAUGCGGAGGAAGAAGCACACGGAGAAGGAGGUGCACGCUGACCUUGUGAGCAUUGUUUCGGUCAGGCUGCGCGAGGGCUACAGCAUCCGUGAAGUCAACAUCACAAAAGGUGGAUCUCAGCUGGAGGUGAAACUAGUGCUGCUUUGGAAGCAUAACAUGAGGAUUGAGUACUUAGCUGUGACACCCUGGCCCCUGGACCCAUCAAAACGCAGCACUUGGGUGGAAGUGACAAUGGAGGGAAGCUAUGACAUUUUGCAUGACAUCAGUUGCACCAUGAGGAAGCCUAUCACCAGUCUGUACCGCACCACAGUCAUCCGCCGCUUCUGGAACACCUUGCAGAGCAUCAACCAAACAGAUCAGAUGUUGGUACAUCUGCAGUCUUUUGACACAGUCCCAGAACACUUUACCAUUCCUGAGAGCACCAAGAAUGGGGUGCCCCUCUUCUACAUCCCCCCAGGCUCCACCACUCCGGUAUGUUCCCUCUCUCUCUGUUUAACAUGGGACAGAGACAGGUUGUCUCCCCUACCUGUUCUUGUACUCGGGCUUCAUCUCUUGCUCAUCUUGUCUUCAUCUUAUCCUGCUCAGAGAGGUCAGGUAUUAUCUUUGCAGCACAGUGGGUCUGACUCAAGCCAUUCCCAGUUUGCCUCCUACUGGAAGCCUAUCCUUUCCAUGGAUGCCAACUUCUGGCAGAGGUGGCUGCACAUGCAUCGUAUUGUCAUCCUUCUGGAGCAUGACACGCCUGUGCCCAAGCACCUGCACACACCGGGCAACAAUGGCCGCUACAGCACCAUCCAGUGCCGCAUCUCCCACUCAGCACUCACCUCCCUGCUGCGGGACUGGAGCAGCUUCGUGCUGGUGGAGGGCUACUCCUACGUCAAGCUGAUCCACGGGACUGAGGAUCUUACCCCUUCCUCAUUCUAUGUGGUACGAAUCAUCUCCAAGGCUCCCUGCAUGGUUCUCCGGCUAGGGUUCCCCAUUGGCACACCUGCACAGGCCAGGAACAAGAUAGUGGAAGAACUACGGGACCGAAUCUUGCAGCUGCGCUUUCCCCACAGGGUCCAGAGCAAGGAGGCAACUCCAAAAGCAAAGAGGAAAAUGUUGGGCAGUAGUUCUCCCUCCAAGUCCCCACCUGUGGCUGGGGCCCAGUCAGCCCUCUCAGACAGACCCUGCCUUGUUGUGCUGCACAAACCGUUGGAGAAGCUGCUUAUCAGGUAUGAGAAGCUGCCUUCUGACUAUCGAGCCCCCUUCAUUCUCAACCUGGAGCAUCCCCCCGUGUCUGGUCCCCUCACCAUGGUGGCCAAUCGCACUGCCUCUUCCACCCUGGCUUCGCUGUCCCGCUACUUCUAUCACCAGCGCUGGAUCUGGAGUGUCCAGUCAGGGCUCGCACCGGCUGUGCCCAUCACUGCUGUGGCCCAGCUCCUUUCCACACUCACAGAGGUUCGUCUGUCAGAGGGUUUCCACUUUGCAUCCAGCGGGGAUGGGAUUAUCAACAUGGUGCUGGAGCUGCCCAUACAGAUUGAUGGCUCAAGUGAGAGCAGCAGUGACAGGGAGAAGCACACCUGUGUCGUCCAAUACAUCCUCUUCCCACCCCACUCUACCUCUACCAAGGACAGCUUUUCCACAGAUGAUGACAAUGAUACAGAGGUAGAGGCCAUUGAAGUGGACACAGAACUGAACCUGGUCACUGAGUGCUGGGUAGAGCCACAGAGUGGCCAUGUCCACAGUACUGCUGAGAACUGGAAGCACCUUCAUGGCUUGCCCUACCAGAAAAUACCUAAAGCGCUCUACCCCCGGGACCUUGCGUGCAUCGCCACCAUGCUGACCUUCGAAUACAUCAGCCAGUUGUGCCAGAACAAGGAGUGGGUCUGCCCUCCUUCAGAUACCAAAGCUGCUGAAGAUCCAGACAUGGGGCCUGGCUUUCGAGUGCAUGAGAUCCCAUUCCAGUUCAACCUCAUGAAGCUCUUGCCCAGGUGCCAGCAGGUUGAAAUGUUCUUCCUAAUGCUGACAAAAGCAGAGAAUGAGGAGGUGACCAAGGACUCUUCAUUUGUGCCCAAUGAAAUGCUACUAAACCUCUUCCAUGGCUGCCUUCAGCAUGACCUCAGUGACCGGGAGAUCCCCAUGGCUGAUGCUGAUCAUGUGGCUUUCAUGGAGCAGGUUCUGCAGCGGGAUCGUGAUGGCCAUCAACCCCCCUUCACACUCCCUGUGAUCAGAGAAGAAACCUUAAAAGCUUCUGGGACCCUGGAGCAGCAGGAUGCUUCUGCAUCCUAUCAUCUUGUUGGCAGUAAUGGCACCAGGGAUAUGACUGGCUCCACAAGUACUCUGCAGAGCCUUGGCAACACAGAGCUGCCUGAGGAUGAUGUGACACUGAGUGACACGAUGGGGCCCUUUCCCCCUCAAUGGCGAUGUUAUGCCAAGCUGGUCAACCCACAGCAUGUGUUCCUGACCUUCCUGCCAUCCACCUUCUCAGAUGUACAGAAGCUGAUGGCUUGUGGGUUGGACAAAACUCCAAAAGAUGAGAGUCGAUCUGCGGAAGAUACCAUGGGAUCUGUCUGUGCAGAGCGAGUCAGGGCUGAAGAGGGGGAUGCUGCAGUGCCAUUACCAACCCUCAGCAUAACGCCAGCCCAUGAAGUGAGCCAGGAGCCUGGGGAGCAGAGUGGCCCCUCCCGGAGAGAUGUGCACAUCUCCUUCUGCCGCCAGAACUCGCAGUCCGAGCUGGGCGAGUGCCGCCGAUUUCGCUGCCCCAUUUACAUCUACAGCUGCUCUCUGGAGCUGCUACGAGAGCAGCUCGUCAGCCCACGGGCACACCGUUCUCCUCGGGACAUCUUUUUCAGGUCCCAGUCUCUGGAACGUCCUCCAGCUGCUGCUUGGCUAGACCACAAGCACAAGGAGUUGGUGACUUACUGCACGCUGCUGCAGGAGCACUCCCACCAGUGCUAUGUGAAAGGGCUGUUCAAGACCCUUCAGCAGUCACACAGCAUCAGCUCCCAGGACCUGCUUACUGCCAUGGACUACUGUGAGGAGCUGCUCCAGGAGAUUGAUAUCACCAACUUCCUGCUGACGGUGUGCAGCCAUGUCCGCUCGUUCCGAGAGAGCCAUCAACAUUUCCAUACACAUUCCAAGACAGCCAGCUUCCAAGUGGGCAGCAUAGAGCAGGAAGAGGAGCAGAGCUCUAGGGAACGAGGUGUCUUGGUCUCUGAGUCAAGUGCUGAAAUGGAAGACAGUGAACAGGACUCCCAUAACAUUGCCAGCCCCACAGAGGAGCCAAAGAGCAGUGUGGGCACCAGCUGCUGUUCAGAAUUUCCCCUCUCACUGCUGGAAAUUGGACAGCCCUGCCAGGCACACCCAGACUUGCACAAAAUUAUUCAGGAAAAAUUUCUGGAAAUUGGAAGUUUACAUUUCAAGCCAGUGCCAUCAAAUCCUCACUAUUUCUUCUACUGCCCACCAUCAGCCAAGAAAGAGGAAGAGGCAUCUCGGGAUCAGACAGACAGGAAAGGCAGUGAGGACAUGGAGGGAUCAGAGGCAGAAAUGGCAGCUGAAGAAGGAGCCGUGUCUGGAUGCUGCAUUGCUACAGAGAGUGACCCAGAGCUGGAGGUGGAGUACCGUGAGAAGCUGGAGCACGAGUUCCCAGACACAGAUUCCCUCUCAGACUCCAACACGGUGAACCAGGAUGACGACUCCUUCAGCGUGCUGGGAGGGGACUCGCUCAACGAGCAGGAGUUCCUGGAGCAGGAGAUGCCCCCGCUCUUUGUGCACCUGACCUGCUCAGUGAAGCUGCGUAGCCAGCACAGCUCCAUGCCUGUGCAGUCCCUGCCAACUUGUCUAGGGGAAGUUCUGGGCUGCCUGGAAAGCUGCCAGGGCUUGAACACCAUUGACUUGGGGGACCUCUGUGUGACCCUGGACAUCUUUGUGUUGACACUGCCCCUGGAGAUAGAAGUUGUGAACACAGACAUCCUCCACAACAGAUGCACCUCGGAGAGCAGCGUGUCCUUCACACGCUCUCCAGGGCAGCCAUCCUCUUUCCGCUCGGAUGAGGAUAUCAUGCACAACCUGGAACGGCUCCCGUCCACUGGAGAUGAAAGGCACCCUGCCCUUUCCAACCUCCCUGGAGUGCACAGACAGGCUAUAGAAGCCACUAUGAAUGAGAUUCGCUGGCUCCUGGACGAUGAGAUUGUGUCAGCACUGCGUCACUCGCAAGUCAUCAGCACUUCCAUCCUGCACAGGGUGGCCACCCACAUCUAUAACUCCAAGGGCCGGCCCAGCUGCCACAGCGAGGUGGUGCUGCUCCAGUUUGUCUUUGGGCCUGAGCACUCUCUGGAGAAGUUCAAGGAGGAGUUCAGAAGAAUGGCUCUGCCAGGCUACAUGCUGAAUGCAGAAGGCAACGACUACCACUACAUCUCCAUCAGCCGCCUGCACUCCAGGAGGGCUGCUCCAGACCCUUCAGGGACACCCUGCUUGCAGCAGCCAGCUGGAGGGGGCACCAGGACAAGCCUGGGCCAGGCAGGCCAGGAGGGGAGCAGUGAAACAGAGGCGGAAGGCUCUGAGCUGUUACACCACACAAGCUGUGUCCUCCCAGAAGAAGGCAGGGGUGUCUGGGAGUGGCCAGAGAGUGAGACACGCAUUGUACCGGACACAGGAAACCCUGCAGCUGGAGGCAGCCACACACAGAAUGAGGCUCCAGGAGAUAUGCUGAGACUUGAUCAAAGCAGAGCACCAGGCCAGGACUCCAUGGAAGAGGCAGUUCCAGAGACAACCAUACAGUCACUGCCAUCAUCAUCCUCUGAGAAGGGAAACAGUGAGAAAUCACCAUUGGUGACACCAUCUGCAGCAAGCCUGUCUGAGUCUGUAACACCAGGCAGGGAAGGCUCCAGCAGGCAGCGUCCCAGCCGAGUGCAGAGCCUCGUGUCAAGCCAGGGCAGCAUGGACUCAGAUCACCUGGGUUAUGAUGGGGGAAGCAGUGACUCAGAGUAUGAAGAGGCGUUAAUGAGCGACCAGGAACCCAGGUGUCCCCUUAUGCCAGAUUUCUGGCUCAUCAUAAAAAUCCAUCAGGACCGAGUGGAGGUCUAUUACCACACACGCAGCCUGAGUGUGGAGAAGGCAGCAUCAGCAGAGGCAGAAGAGGAGCAGCCAGGGGAGUGCCAGAGUCUCAACCAGGUGGUGGUGAAGAAGAUCAGUGAAAUCUGCAGGGUUGUCAAUCAGCGCUUGCUACUGCAGGACCUGCAUGACAGCCACAUAUGCAACUCAUUACUGGUGGCAGAAAGUGAGGAGGACAUCUGGAAAAGUGAAACACCCUAUACUUCAUACAGGCAGCGUGUGAUGCCCACGGAUGAUUACUCUGUAGAGGAGAGCUACCAGCCCCGGGACUACCUGGCUGCCACCAUGCAGUUCAUGCCAGGGCACUUUGCUUGUGAGGUGGUGUGGAGCACACUCAUCCAUGUGCAUUCACGCCUCAAGAUGGGCCCCAACAUGGGGGUCUCAAGAGCUAUCCAGGCACUUCGCUCGGUGCUCAAUGCCUUCUCUGUGGUGAACAGGAAGAAUAUGUUUGUCUACCAGGAACGUGCCACUAAAUCUGUUUUCUACCUCCGGCUGACUGAAACCACCCACAGUGGGAAGGUGUGGGAAGCAGAGAGCAGCCUUAGUGCAUCGUCUCGCUCACUGGCACUGACACGCAGCCAGGAGCCCAUUUACACUGAGGAUCUAAUGGGUUCUCGAUCCUCUCUGGACACUGCCUCAUGCCGUAGUGUUGACUCUGCCCGCCCUGUGGGACAGAUAGACAGGCACAUCCAGCUGAUGGUCCAUGGUGUUGCCCCAGCAGGGCCUGAGAUCACAGAUGAGCUGGUGAAAGUGCUGCGCAGACGCCUGGACGAGGCCACCCUGGAUAUCAUCACUGUCAUGCUGGUGCGGAACUGCAAGCUGACCCCUGCAGAUGUGGAGUUUAUCCAGCCCCCUGGGACGCCGCCCACAGAGGUCCUGCAGUUCUCCCUGCCGCCCUCAGCCCUGCCCUGGCUGCACGCCGUGGCCUAUUACCUGCGCCAGAACCUGCUCAUCUUCCUGCACACCCCCAAGUACACUGACAGCAAUGUGGAGCACCACUUCAAGCACUACUUCAACCACAAUGGGAGCAUCCCUGACCAGGAUCUCUAUUUGUACAACAAACCAGGUGGCCAAGGCACUGGUGGAAAAGGAAUCGCAUGCAUUGCGCUGACAUUCGUGGAUGAGCACGGCAGCCCCACCUUGCUGCCCCACGGGGAGAGGCCUGACCCUCUGAAGCUGCCUUCCCCCUCACCCAUCGUGGGCCUGCUGCAGAACAGCGACUUUGAAAGCCUCACAGCCGUCAGCAGGCACCAGCCAGGGGCUGAUCCCCUGCCUUCAGGGCCUUGCAUGCUAGUGCGCCUGGAUAUCUGGGAGAAAGGCAACAUCAGCCUGCUGCAGCUGUCGGAGAAGCUGCGCGGGGCCCUGCGCCACGCGCUCUGCGACGCCGUCAUGGAGUUCCUUGUGCUGCCAGCCCCACUGUGUGUGGAAGCCGCCUGCCCCCUGAGCGCUGCAGAGCUGGAGGACCUGAGCUCUACGGGAGGCCUAAGGAGGACCAUGUCAGAGACCAAGGGCCUGGCCCUGACCAGUGGGGGGCCUGGCAGGAGCUGUCCUCCACCCCUGCACUUCACCACUGCACCUUCACCAAGCUCUGGAGAGCCAGUGACACCCACAAACAAGCUGGGACGCCGCAGCUUCUGGGACAUGCUGAGCAAGGCAGAGUCCUCAGAGCUGGGCAGCCCCAAAACUACUGAUGACAUUGUGCUGGAGAGGCCAGAAGAGGCUCGCACGAGACGGCGGCACAAGACAGAGAAUGUCAAGCAGCACCUGAGCCAGGAUCGGGCCACAGCCACAGCUGAACUGGAGCAGGCACAGAGGCGCCGAGCCUGCCAGUUGGAAGAAGGAGAUGCAGGUACCAUGCACCCACUCUUCAAUCAAACCUGCCAGCAGUGGAUGGCAUUCAUGAACCACCUGGGGUGCCCGUCGGUGCAGCAGUGCUCCUUGGAGAUGGUUUCUCGUUUCCUCCUGUCCUCCAUCCUAGUGGAAGUGGUGAACCUGGUCACUGCCCUGGCGAGUGACACCACUGUCAAAGUGUUUGAGCAGAUCUGCUACCAUCGGGGCACCGCCUUCCUGCCCUAUAAGUCUGGUCAGAAUGCCAGCCCUUGCCCUGGAGUCAUCAGACACUUCAUCCUGCUGGGACGCAACUUCCAGCAGUGGCGCUGCAGCACAGAGCAGGCUCACAAAGGGCUCCAGCGCUUUGAGGCCAUGGAAUUCAGCUCAGCAGAGAGAGGCUCUGAUCCCAGCCUUGUUGGUCGAGAUCUGGUGCCCCGGCAAAGGUUCCUUUUCAUGGAGAUCAUUGACAAAAAGCUGACUCUCUACACUUACAACUGGUCCCCAGACCUGGGGGCCAACUUGAACUGCUCCCUGACACGCCUGCUGCAGUGGCAGAAUGCCCGGUCCCACAUCGUGCACUGCCUGAUCAGCCAAAAGCUGGGACUCUUCCACCACCACUGCUUCAUGGACACACCAUGGCAUGAGGACAGCAAGCAGGAGCCAAAUCCUUUCCUGAACUCCACUUUGGAAGUGGAUGCGCUGAUCCGGAGCCCCUGUCCCCCGCCCAGCAAGGAGCAAGGCAGGCUGAGCAGCUCUGCCCGCAGCCUCCCGCCCCUGCACUUCCAUCCUGACGUGGUGCCCUUUGACGAAGCUCUGCGGGAUGUUACCACCAUCAGGCGCAUACCCCAUGGGCCUGACUUGGGAUAUUUUGAUCCUGUGGCUCAGCAUGGGGCCCAGUUCCUGGAAAUCAAGAGCAUGGAGAGGAAAGAACUGGAGAAACAGAUGAAGAUUGAAAACCUCUUUGUCACCUGGCAGCAGAGAUCAGCUCAGUCCAACAUGCCUAUCAGUCUGGCAGACCUGGAGACUUUGAAGCAGUCCUCACGCCUGGUUCACUACUGUGCCACCCCCUUGCUCUUUGACCCGGCCUUCCGGCAGCAAAUCCAGACUGACCAGCUGGGCAAGGUAGAGGGGAAGAAGCGCCACCGCUCCAAUGACUCCACAGCUUCGGGGAGGGACCGCAGCCACAGCUGUGACUCGGCAGAAGCACUGCCCUGCAAGGUGAAGGAGGAGCCAUGGCUGCAGGAGAUGUGCAAUGCCUUCCUGCAGCAGUACAUCCAGUACCUGCAGAGCAUGGGCUUCAUUCUGGUCCAGGUGCGGCCACCCUCACCUACCACUCGCAGCAGCGCAAGCCGCAUCCGAGCUCUAGCAGCAAUGGGAGUGGAGGGUAGAGGGUCCUUCUCCUACACAAAGCCAAAACCAGAGGGAAGUCCAAAGAGCACAAGCCCUGCUGUUGCCACGUACCACCUACAGAGAGCCCUUCCAGGUGGGAUUGUGCUCAUGGAGUUGGCCUUCCAGGGCUGCUAUUUCUGUGUGAAGCAAUACGCGCUGGAAUGCUCGCGCAUCCCCAUGGGCCAGUCCGUGAACUCUCAGUUGUCUAUGCUCUUCACGGAGGAGUGUGACAAGGUGCGGGACCUCAUGCACGUGCAUUCGUUCAGCUACGACUUCCACUUGCGCAUAGUUCACCAGUAUCUGCUGGGCUCCCACAUGACUCUCCGCCAAGGCUACCAUCUCACCAGCUUCCUGGAGGAUUUCAUUGCCCAUCACCCUGACAUCCCCAAAUUUGGUCGUAAUCAUGUUUUCCAAGGCACGCUGGCCCUGCCCACCAAUAUGAUCACUGCACACCAGCUGUACAACUACAUUGCUGACCAUGCCAACACCUACCACAUGAAACCCCUGCGCAUGGCCCGGCCAGCCACGGGCAACGACAGCAAGAAGGGAACACCAGGCACAGAGCAGAACGAAUAUGCACUGGUCUCUAUUUGGAACAGCUCGGGCUCCUACAAGGACUCUGAAGGUCUGCGUCAUCAUGAUGACUUUGAUGUGUCCCUCCUGGUUUGUCACAGUGCGGCACCAUUUGAGGAGCAGAGUGAGGCAGAGAGACGCAUGCUCCGGUUGCGUUUCUACGUCAUCAUGACAAGCCAGCGGGAGCUCUUUCCACGGCUCACGGCCGACAUGCGACGCUUCAAGAAGCUGCCGCGCUUGCAGCGGGAAGUGCUGGAGCCUGUGGUAGGCCGGGCAGCCUGGGAGGCAGUGGAGCCGGAGCCGAGCCUGGACCGGCAGCCGUCGGCAGAGCGGGAGCUGUGGCAGGACGUGGAGGACAGCAGCGAGUUCUACGCGGGGGGCACGCAGGUUAAACUGGGGCCAGGGCUCUUCUACACCUCUCCACUCUUCCCCUUGCUGGCCUCUGAGGUGGCCUCAGCCCAGAAGCAGCUCAGCAGCAUGGUGCAGCUGGCCAAGUGCCACUGCCGCAGGGACAACCUCUGGAAGCGCCUCUUCCUUCUGGAGCCUCUGGCUUCUGACAAGCUGAAGCUGGGCAAGCUCUCGCUGGUGGAGCUGGAGGAGCUGCUCGAUGCCGUGCAUGGGAAAUCCAUCGCAGAUGUCGACCCCCAGCUGGAAUGCUUCCUCACCAUGACAGUCUCCUGGUACCAGAGCCUCAUCAAGGUGCUGUUGAGCCGCUUUCCCCAGAGCUGUCGGCACUUCCACAAUGCUGAAACUGGCACCCAGUAUCUGGUUGUGCUCAACCAGAAGUUCACAGAUUGCUUUGUUCUUGUGUUUCUUGAUUCUCAUUCAGGAAAAACGAGCCUCACCGUGGUUUUCCGGGAGCCAUUCCCAGUGCAGCCCCAGAACAGCGAGAGUCCUCUGCCACAGCUUGUGUCCACGUACCAUCACCUGGAGUCAGUCAUCAACACUGCCUGCUUCAACCUGUGGACGGGCCUGCUCUAGCACUGGCACCCACGUCCUGGAACAACGCGUAUUCCGACUCGGCACGGCCGUGCUAUUGGUGACCAUGGGGAGGAACAGGUCUCUGGGGGCACCUGUGCGUGGGCACUGCAGGCAGCACUGCCAGUGGCGCACAUGGCUACUGACCCAAGGAGCCUGGGGAUGUGCACCUCAUCGCUGGCUGGCUGGUACAGCCCUUGUGUGCUGUUUUCAGUGGGUUUGAUACUGAAUGGCCCUGAAGCAAACAGCAAGGGCAGGAACUUGGCUGCUGCAGCCUAGCUGAAGCAGAACAACUCUCAGGGACGUGGCUUUGGCAUCCACAGGUGAGUUCUGCCUGCUGGGAAGGCACUGAGGAGCAUGCACAGCACCAUCUUCUGCCCAGGGUAGCACUGCACAGUGCUCUGCUUUAGGAGGAAAGACUCCUGACUGGAGGGCUACCUGACUGGCAGUGAGGAUAACUGUUUCUUUUGUUUUCCUUGGGAGAGCAUGAAUGGGAUAGGAAAGGUGAACUGGAUCACAGGAAGGUAUUAUAGAGGUGUACAUUUGAGCCAUUGUUCUAUCUGUGAAAUAAACUGAACCAGAUCCCUGCUCAGUUGCUGUAGGCUGUGGAAAGCUGCCUGCAGAGGAUCCAGAGCAGCCCUGGCUGCUUUGGAAUCUUACACUUGCUCCAGAGCAGGAGCAGCAAGACAGUCAGCCUUGAGUAUCCAUUCACAGGCAGGUCCCAGCCUGUUACCUUGGAAUGGACAGCAUGGGAGGGGACUGCUUGCUUCACUUGCAGCCCUGCUUCAGAGUCAGUGCUGGGUACUGGCAACAGCCUUGAGAAUUUCAGUACCUAGAAGUCAAGAGUGUUCUUUCCACAA